Molecule: messenger RNA, 525 nt
Organism: Oncorhynchus mykiss (rainbow trout)
Lineage: Eukaryota; Metazoa; Chordata; Actinopteri; Salmoniformes; Salmonidae
Source: RefSeq, a predicted model, not a curated record
AUGUACCGCUUGCGGGUGUUGUCGGCGGCGGUUGUGGGGCUUGUGCAGUUGUCACGGCGUUACCAUGGUGAGGCUGUAAGGGGCGGGGCCAGUAGGAGGAGACUGAUGCUUGCAGCUCUGGUGGGUGUGACCUCGGCCAACGCUGGACUGCUCUGGACGAGAGCCUACGCAGACGCCGAUCCGUCCGUCAAGCACAGCCAGCGUCCCGAGGAGAAGGAGGAGCAGUUUGUGAAAGAGGCUGAGUCUGAGAGUUUUGUGGAGGCCAGUGGCAGAGAGGAGGGUGAGGAAGACGGAGGGGACGGAAAAAAGAAGAAGAAACAACGAACAGGAUUUCGUGACCGCAAGGUGAUGGAGUAUGAGAAUAGGAUAAGAGCCUACUCCACUCCAGACAAGAUCUUCCGUUACUUCGCCACGCUGAAGAUCAUCAGUGAGCAGGGAGAUGCAGAGGUUUACAUGACUCCACACGACUUUGUCCGCUCAAUCAGCCCAAAUGAGAAACAGCCAGAGAGUGAGUCUAAAGUUUAA